AUGGCGGAAGAUAAACCACGUGAUAAACCAAUAACUACAUGGGUUCGAUUCGGAUAUCCAGAGGAGAUUCCGAUUGAUGCAACCUUAUUUCGCCCACUCAAGGCACAGGAGGAUGACUGGCUUCAGAUACGUUGGGGUCAAGUUGUUGAGUCUCCCGAGGAACGUAUGCUUGUGGUGGCUUGGAAAUACUCCCAAGCCUGGGUCAGAUUUUUCGAAUCAAGUCACUACCAAGAGUUGCUGGCCAAUCUCGGGACGCAUUCAAAUGAUACGCCAGUAAUGCAGGUCGUCGACUUCAACAGAGAUUAUCCCACAAGGGCCUUGUCAUCCCACACCGAAAUCAGGACCGUUUAUUUCCCUGUCCCAAUCUCUCCGGAAACCCGCGAGGCUCUACCGAACGUUCAGGGCUUGGUGACUACGGCGGCUUACGGCCCGAGUCUGCAACAUCUUAGUCCUUACGUAUUACGGCCCAUCUUUGGUUGGAUCAAAGCGACUCAAAAAUGGGAGGGGGAGGAUGUUGUGGCGUGUGUGUGGAUUCACACAUGGAAAAGCCAGAGAACCGAAGACAAGUUUAAAACUACCGGAUGGCUCGCUCGAUUCAAGGAUGGAAAACUGUCUAAGCCACUCGCUGUCAAUCUCUUUGAACAAGACUUGAAAGAUCUGGGCGCAUUGGGAUGGAACGACUAUCACGUGAGCUUUCAGAACACUGGUUAUAUCCCGUAGUUGGAACAGGAACGAUACUCUACGCUAUACCAUGACGACACGUUUCUUGUACUUGACAGAUAAAACCUCUCUAGCUCGACACCUCCAUGGUUUAGCUCGGUGCGUCGAUACAACACAGUACUUGAAGAUAUCUCAGCUCUGUCCUUCCCA
Fusarium vanettenii 77-13-4 is the source of this 870-nucleotide messenger RNA. RefSeq lists its product as uncharacterized. The coding region runs from base 1 to 720 and encodes 239 amino acids. Lineage: Eukaryota; Fungi; Ascomycota; Sordariomycetes; Hypocreales; Nectriaceae. The transcript is spliced from 2 exons. The record is from RefSeq and is a predicted model, not a curated record.